Messenger RNA from Oryzias melastigma (Indian medaka), 4877 nucleotides. RefSeq names its product UPF2 regulator of nonsense mediated mRNA decay (gene upf2). Gene Ontology annotation, biological process: nuclear-transcribed mRNA catabolic process, nonsense-mediated decay. The coding region runs from base 99 to 3923 and encodes 1274 amino acids. The record is from RefSeq and is a predicted model, not a curated record. Lineage: Eukaryota; Metazoa; Chordata; Actinopteri; Beloniformes; Adrianichthyidae. The transcript has 21 exons. Gene Ontology annotation, cellular component: cytoplasm; exon-exon junction complex. Gene Ontology annotation, molecular function: protein binding; RNA binding.
UUUGUGAGAAGGCAUAUUUUCGGCAACCUAAACUGGAGGUCCCACUUCCGUUUACACGGAAACCUAUCUUCCAUGUUUGUUGUGCUACAAUUAGCAGGAUGCCUGCUGAAAACAAACACUCUGUAAACAUGGAGGAAAAAGAACCCGGCACCUUCAGCAGUAAAGAGAAGGACAAAGAAGGAGAGAAAAGGACGACGUUUACUCGAGACCGAUCGAAGGACGAGGCCAAGAUGAGUGGCAAGAAGGACUUUAGCAAGGAGGACAAGAGGAAGCGCAUGGAGGAGGAGAAGAAGAAGAAAGAGGAGAAGGAGCGCAAGAAGAAAGAGGAGGAAAAACAAAAAGCAGAGGAGGAGCAGAAGAAGCGAGAGGAGGAGGAGAAGAAACAGCAGGAGGAGCAGGAGCGAAAGCUCCAGGAGGAGGAGGCCAAACGGCAGCGUGAGGAGGAGGCGGCUCUUGUGAAGGAAAAGGAGGAGGGGCAUCAGCUGCACCAGGAGGCCUGGGAGCGCCACCAGUGCAGGAAGGAGCUCCGCAGCAAGAACCAGAACGCUCACGAGUGCCGGCCCGAAGAGGCCUUCUUCAGCCGUCUGGACUCCAGCCUGAAGAAGAACACGGCCUUCGUGAAGAAGCUGCGCACGCUCACCGAGCAGCAGCGCGACGCGCUCUCCAACGACUUCGCCUCGCUCAACCUCAGCAAGUACAUCGGCGAGGCCGUGAGCUCGGUGGUGGAGGCCAAGCUGAAGAUCUCCGACGUGGGCUGCGCCGUGCACCUGUGCUCGCUCUUCCACCAGCGCUACGCCGACUUCGCGCCGCUGCUGCUGCUGGCGUGGAAGAAGCACUUCGAAGCCCGGAAGGAGGACAAGGCGCCCAAUGUGAGCAAGCUGCGCACGGACCUGCGCUUCAUCGCCGAGCUCACCAUCGUCGGCCUCUUCACCGACAAGGAGGGGCUGUCACUCAUCUACGAGCAGCUGAAGAACAUCAUCGGGACCGACCGCGAGACGCACACGCACGUGUCCGUGGUCAUCAGCUUCUGUAAGCACUGCGGGGACGACAUCGCCGGUCUGGUUCCACGCAAGGUCAAGCUGGCGGCUGAGAAGUUUGGCUUGAGCUUCCCGCCGAGUGAGAUCAUCAGCGUGGAGAAGCAGCAGCCCUUCCAGAACCUUCUGCGAGAAUACUUCACGUCCCUCACCAAGCACCUGAAGAAGGACCACCGAGAGCUGCAGAACAUCGAGAGGCAGAACAGGCGCAUCCUGCAUUCCAAAGGGGAGCUGAGCGAGGACCGGCAUAAGCAGUACGAGGAGUUCGCCACCUCCUACCAGAAGCUUCUGGCCAACACUCAGUCUCUGGCUGACCUGCUGGAUGAGAACAUGCCAGAACUUCCCCAGGACAAAACCGUGCAGGAGGAACACGGACCCGGCAUCGACAUCUUCACCCCGGGGAAGCCCGGAGAAUACGACCUGGAGGGAGGAAUCUGGGAGGAUGAAGAUGCUCGUAACUUCUACGAGAACCUGGUGGACCUGAAGGCCUUCGUUCCCGCCAUCCUCUUCAAGGACAACGAGAAGAUCAGCCAAGGAAAAGACAAGGACGAAGCCAAAGACGGCAGAGACGGGAAGGAGGCGGCGAGCACCACUGAGGAGCUGGAGCUGGAGCUGGAGGCCCUGGACAUCGCAGACGAGCCUCUGGAGCUGGAGGCGGCGGAGGAGGCGGAGAGCGAGGAGCUGGCGAAGAAGAUACUGGAUGAACAGGAACAAGAAGACGAGGAGGCGAGCACCGGCUCCCACCUGAAGCUGAUCGUGGACGCCUUCAUCCAGCAGCUUCCCAACUGCGUCAACAGAGACCUGAUAGACAAGGCCGCCAUGGACUUCUGCAUGAACAUGAACACCAAAGCCAACCGCAGGAAGCUGGUCCGAGCGCUCUUCACCGUGCCCCGGCAGAGGUUGGACCUGCUGCCGUUUUACUCUCGCCUGGUCGCAACUCUGCACCCCUGCAUGUCUGACGUGGCUGAAGACCUGUGCUCCAUGCUGAAGGGAGACUUCCGCUUCCACAUUCGUAAGAAGGACCAAAUCAACAUCGAAACCAAGAACAAAACCGUCAGGUUCAUCGGGGAGCUGGCCAAGUUCAAGAUGUUCUCCAAAACCGACACGCUGCACUGUCUGAAGAUGCUGCUGUCCGACUUCACCCAUCACCACAUAGAGAUGGCGUGCACGCUGCUGGAGACCUGCGGCCGCUUCCUGUUCCGCUCGCCGGACUCCCACCUGCGCACCAGCGUCCUGCUGGAGCAAAUGAUGCGCAAGAAGCAGGCGCAGCACCUGGACGCGCGCUACGUCACCAUGGUGGAGAACGCCUACUACUACUGCAACCCCCCGCCCAUCGAGAAGACGGUGAAGAAGAAGAGGCCGCCGCUGCAGGAGUACAUCCGCAAGCUGCUCUACAAGGACCUGAGCAAGGUCACCACGGAGAAGGUGCUGCGGCAGAUGCGCAAGCUGCCCUGGCAGGACCCCGACGUGAAGAGCUACCUGAUCUGCUGCAUGGUCAACAUCUGGAACGUCAAGUACAACAGCAUCCACUGCGUGGCCAACCUGCUGGCCGGCCUGGUGGCCUACCAGGAGGACGUGGGCAUCCACGUGGUGGACGGCGUGCUGGAGGACAUCCGGCUGGGCAUGGAGGUCAAUCAGCCCAAGUUUAACCAGCGGCGCAUCAGCAGCGCCAAGUUCCUGGGCGAGCUCUACAACUACCGCAUGGUGGAGUCGGCCGUCAUCUUCCGCACGCUCUUCUCCUUCAUCUCCUUCGGGGUGAACCCGGACGGCGGCGCCAGCCCCCUGGACCCCCCGGAGCACCUGUUCCGCAUCCGGCUGGUCUGCACCCUGCUGGACACCUGCGGUCAGUACUUCGACCGCGGCUCCAGCAAGAAGAAGCUCGACUGUUUCCUCAUCUACUUCCAGCGCUACAUCUGGUGGAAGAAGAGCGCCGACGUUUGGACCAAGGACCACCCGUUCCCCAUCGACAUCGACUACAUGAUCAGCGACACGAUGGAGCUGCUGCGGCCCAAGAUGAGGCUCAGCAGCUCCCUGGAGGACGCCACCCGGCAGGUCGUCGACCUGGAGAGGGAGGUGCUCGUCAAACUGGGUUUGGCGGCAGAGAAGGACGGCCGCUCCAGCGCCAUGAGCGAGGGCGAGGGUCUGGACGAGGAGGACGACGAGGACGAGGAGGAGGGCGGCGCCGAGACGGAGGAACAGUCGGGCAACGAGAGCGAAAUGAACGAGCAGGAGGAAGACGAAGGAUCAGAAAACGAGGAGGAGGAGCGGGAGGAGGAGGAAGAGGAGAACACAGACUACCUGACGGACUCCAAUAAAGAAAACGAGACGGACGAGGAGAACAAUGAAGUGACCAUCCGCGGCGGCGGGCUGAAGCACGUGGCGUGCGCUGAGGAUGAGGACUUCAUUCAGGCUCUGGAUAAGAUGAUGCUGGAGAACCUGCAGCAGCGCAGCGGCGAGGCGGUGAAGGUGCACCAGCUGGACGUGGCCAUCCCGCUGCAGCUGAAGAGUCAGCUGAAGAAGGGCGGAUCCGGACAGCAGUGCAUCAUGGAGGGAGACUCGGAGGGCUCAGACACCAUGCAGUUCGUCAUGCUGACCCGCAAAGGGAACAAGCAGCAGUAUAAGAUCCUGAACGUUCCUCUGUCGUCCCACCUGGCGGCGAACCACUUCAACCAGCAGCAGGCGGAGCAGGAGGAGCGCAUGAGGAUGAAGAAGCUCACGCUGGACAUCAACGAGAGGCAGGAGCAGGAGGACUACCAGGAGAUGAUGCAGUCCCUGGCCCAGCGUCCGGCUCAAGCCAACACCAACCGGGACCGCCGGCCCCGAUACCAGCACCCUAAAGGUGCUCCCAACGCCGACCUCAUCUUCAAGACGGGAGGAAGGAGACGCUGAGCAGAGUCCGGGCCGAGCGAGCACGAGACAGAUUGAACCAGCAAAAGAGAGAGAGAGAUGAGGAGAUCGGCGGGAACACCGAUCGCAACCGGGAACGAGUCUCCCCCCGGACGCACUCUGCCGCCGGGACAGACCACACCCCUGACCUGAACACUGCCCCCCUGCUGAGGGGCCGAAGCCUGAGGAGGAGGAGCCAAAACCAGGAGGCGGGGUCAGGGCUCAGACACGCAGCUCUCUUUCUUUUUUGUCUGUUGCCUGAGAUGACAAAAGACAUCGGAACCACGGUGACGACGGACUACACUUACGUGACGGCGAGUGGGGGCGGCGCUCUCGCCUUGCAGGUGGAGGAGAACAGGAAUAAAAACUGAGUGAAAAACCAGAUUUCUUUAUUUUGUUUGUUGUUCUUUGGGACUUGAACUGCAGCAGAGAACUCGGUGGGACACUUGCACCGAUCCAUGUGGACGCUGGUGGCGUGUUUGAAGAUCCAGAGAAAGAAACGGCGCCGUGACGUUUGAUGAUCAAGUUCAACAUGAGAUUAGCAGUGAUGGAGCGACGUUUUUCUUCUACCGAUCUUAACUUUAGAGAACUCACUUUAAAACAAUAAAUAAAACAUGAAAAUUUGUCAAAAUUUCUUUUGACUUUUUAUGUUUAUCCUUUUUUUUCUGCGUUUUGGUUGGAUCUUUGCUCGGUUUCUGUGUGAUGAAGAAAUGGAAACACUGAAGAAGAUUAGAAGACUUUAUUUUCUGUUUCUUGUGCUCUUUGAAUGUUUCUUUGUUUUAGUGACGCAAAAAUCUGUUUUACAUUUACCACACAGGAAAAACUUAUCAUGUUUUUGGGUUUCUCAGAAAUAUUUAGUAUUUUUAAAAGUGUUGAUGAGUGUUAAUGAUUCAUGAUACUUAUAAAGAAAUACUAAUGUAACCAAUAUGUUAUAGAAUUAAAGUUGAUUUAAACAAG